GAAUCUGAUCAAAAUUAUUCUAUUCUUUUAUAACCCUACGUCUGAGCUUCGGCCUAAGCUACUCUCGCCGCCGCCCGCCUAAGGUAUGGCCUAAGCUAUUCUCGCAGCUCAGCCUAAAGUAUAAUUUUGCCGCUCACCAUGCCUUCUCUUGUCUUCUUCUUCUUCACUGGAAGUAUCACAUCCCAGCUUUUUGAAUCGAUCAAGUUCUUUCGAUCGACCAUAGCUUUGUUCGUCAAUUCCCUUACCGACGAAGGUAUGUGCCGUAAUUUGAACUCCCUAGCACUCAAUCCCUGGAUUUACGAAACCUUUGAUGCAAUCCUGAUUUAUUUCUUCUUGAGCUUUCUUAAUUUGAACUCCCUAGCACUCAAUCGUUUCUCGAUAUGUGAUGUUGCAUCCCGACAAGCUAGGGCUUCCGAACGUGGUUCAGGGGAAAGUAUGGCCUUGAUCGAAAUUGGCUGAUAUGAACAAGCCACAAUGAUUCACUCUGCCCCCAAACCCUAUUCCAUUGGUAAUACUUUCUGAACUCAAAUUCACAGCACACUGCCAAACAAGACAAUUUUGUUCUUCCUUUUUCGCUCUUAUCUCAACAAUUACAAGGUAAGUUCAAUUGUCGUGUUGUCUUCUCACCCGAUGAAUUCCAUGUUCCAUUUUAAUGUCAUAUUUUUCUUGAUUCAUAAUCUGUCAUUUUUGUGAACACUGAUUUUGACUGAUUAGCCUUGCCAACAUAUGAAAAAUAUUGCAUAUGCAUCUCAUGUACCAAUAAAUUAAUCAUUUUAAAAUUGAAUUGGCAAUUUUCAAUUGCAAGUGUGAGUAUUUAACUUGGCACUUUAAUGAUUUUGAUGUUGAUCUCUUAGUUAUAUUGGCCUUAUUAAGUUUAACUAACUAAUGCUUUAUAACAGGAGCAAUCUUUCUAUUAUCCUCUAAAUAGGGGUAGGAUAGUUGAAUUGGAAUACAAUUCUGAUGACUCCACUUUAAUUGAAAUUUUCUAUGAAGUUAAUUCAUAAUCAUCCAAAUUUAGGUGAGGAUAGUAAAACUAUUCUAAGAUUCACUUAUUCCUAUACUUUUCAAUAUUCACAAGCCCAACAUAGAUGAGAAUAUUAAGGUUAUGCGAUAUUCCAUGACUGCUAUUGAGACUUAACUUUAUUUUGAAUUCAUUUCCGAAAUAAAUGAAUUCAAGUGCAUAACCUCUUGAAUGCUAUUGUUUUUCUUAAAUUGAAUGAAUAUAGAAAAUUUUAAUAUCUCUGCUUUCAAAGUGCAUAACCUCAUGAACGAAUAUGACACAUAUAUAGUUACUAUAGUCAUAACAAAAGUAUGAUCAUAGUAAAUGCAGUGUAAAACUGAACAUUACUAUGGUCACUGGGUAUUAAAAGACAGUUUUUGCCCAUGAUUUUUAUUGUGGUCAUACAUUUGGCAUUGUUUCUGCAUUAAUUUGAUAUCAUGUUAUUUUGUUUGCAGACUGAUAUGGAUAGCACUAAUGUAUAUCCUUAGAGGAUAUACAUUGUUUGAACCAAAAUUUUCACUGGGUUUUAACCAAUUGAGCAUGAUCUGGUUCUUAAUUUUUACUUACUUUGCAAGUGUGAGUAUUUAACUUGGUACUUAAAUGAUUUUGAUGUUGAUCUCUUAGUUAUAAAAGAGGCUAUGGUUACACCUCGAUCAUAACAACGGUUCUGUAUUUCUUAUUGAGUUGGCAGUUAGUAGCCAAAUUAAUAAACGUUGUUCUAUUGUGAAAGGUUUCACAAAUGUUUUCACAGAUUAUGGAAGCUGAUUUUCUGAUGUUUUAUGAACCACAUGAAUAGGUGGUGAGUCUAAUUAUUCGCUCUAUCUAAAAUCUGAUCGAUGACUUCAAUUCUUAUUUUACUAUAACAAUGCAGGGAUGCAUGUAAUCAAGAAAGUUCUCACAUUGGUUUUCAUGAUAUUGGUUUUAAUAUUUAAUUAGCUGAUUCUCACAAUGUUCUCAUAUCUGUUUUAAUUAGCUGAAAAGUACUCAAAUAAUGAGUACUUAAGUAGAAAAAAACUAAUAAGAUAAAGAACAGGGGAGUGGGGAUGAAGGAAGCACACUACAUCAAUCUUAAAUUACGAGUCAGUUUCUUUAGAAAGUUGAUGAAAGAAUAAAAGAGGCUAUGGUUAAACCUCAAUCAUAACCACGGUUCUGUCUUUCUUAUUGAGUUUGCACUUAGUAGCCAAAUUAAUAAACAUUGUUCUAUUGUGAAAGGUUUCACAAAUGUUUUCACAGAUGACAAUCACAAUUCAUUUGUAAAGCCGAAUUCAGAUUUCAGAUGACAAAUUUUUUGUCUAUGCAUUUGUUUUUUUUUUCAUUUUGAUUUUUGUCAAUCUUAUUCUUUACCUUUUUGUUAUCCUUUCCUCUAUCAUACAUUAGACCAUUCGAUUUCUGGAGGGAAGGCAUCCUGAUGAGUGUUGGAUUCCUAUUGUGAAUGCAAAAUCAUUCGAUAGUGUAAGUUCAGGGGUUUUAUUCCUCACUUAUUUCAAAUUUGCUAAUAUUUUUUACAUACCGUUUACUUCAACCUCCCUUUCAAUUAUGGAAUACGUUCCUCUCUUAUUUUCAUCUAAAGUGUACUAUUUCCAUUUAAAGUGUGCUACUACUUUUUCCAUAUAACUUAAGAAGAAAAUAUAAUAUAAGAAUAACACUUAAUUAAUGCAUUACUCUCCAGGAAAUAUCAUCUUAACAUUUAAAUAAUGAAAUAUUGCAUAGGUGCUGCUUUCCAAAAAUGAAGAUAAGAGUCAUUGUUCAUAAAAGAGUUCAUAUUGGCUUCUAUUAAUGAGUAAUGGCAUACUGUUUAUGAGUAUACUUAUGUUUCAAUAGUUGCUGAUGUAAAGCUUUUAUUGUUGCGUAGCUUGUGCAAGGAUCUCAGGAAGAGUCCAAAAAAGAUAGGUAUUUCAGAUUCUACAUUAAUAGAAUGACUAGGUGGUAUUUUGAAUUUUAUAGCAGAUUGCCAGGUGAAGUUACACAUUAUUUAUUUUGAUAUUUUCACAUUUGUUUAAUGCUUUAAUGUGAGAUGUAUUUUAAUGUUCUUUUAAUGUAUUUUAGAAUGUUUUCUGAAUGAAUGACCAAUUGAGGUGCAUUUUUUUAUGUUUUUUUAAGAGAGACAUAAAGCCUUCUACUAUUCUCAAAUCGUCACAUAAGGUCUUCUACUCAUAAAAGUGUCACCAACAUAUAUUUACUUUUAAAAAACGACCAUAUGAGGCAUAAUGACCGGUUAAAAACCCUCUGAUCCCGGUUUCCGCUUACCUGGCACUCAUUUUAGCAAAUCUUUAAUUUUUAUUCCACGUCAGCCCCUUAUCGUCAAUUUUAAAAGGCCACCCACCCACGCUUUUGAGAAGACGCCAGUCCCUUAUCGUCAAUCUUUGACCAGAAGCUUUCUUCUCAACAAACGUUGGUCUCCCAGAAAAAGCUAGGGUUCAUUGCUAAGCUCUGCUCAAGUUCUCCAGGAUCGAAAUGUCUUCAAGUUCGUUCACCUCGAAUUCAAGGAUGGGUUCAAACCUCUACUAUGAACCUGCUGUGUAUUGUAAUUGUGGAUUAAAAGCACCUUUGUGUGUGGGAAGGGAAAGUGGCCGGAAGUUCUAUGGGUGUCAACGAUGGAAAACACAAGGAGGAGGAUGCAAGUUCUUUGCUUGGAAAGAAGAGAGUAAUGCUAAAUGGGAAAGUUCAGAGUUGAGCUGGGAGGAGGGCAGAAAGCUACUUUAUCAGUUAAGAGAUGAAAAUAUGAGUGUUCGUCGUGAAGUGACUGAGUUACGAGCUGCACUGUAAUCCGAAAUUCAAGAAAGGAGGAAUUGUAUAAUGUUGAUUACAAUUAUAAUUGUAUUUGUUGUGGUAGCAAUGGCAAUGAUGAUCUGUGUAUUAAAGUAGAAUUUGUAAAGAAUUUUUAUGUAGUUCUUGCAAUGGCUAUGAAGUAACAUUGUAUAACAAUGUAAUUUGUAAUUUCAAUUUCUAAAAGUCAAGGGUUAUAUAUUUAACUUUUUUGUUAUGA
Messenger RNA from Cuscuta europaea, 3986 nucleotides. Lineage: Eukaryota; Viridiplantae; Streptophyta; Magnoliopsida; Solanales; Convolvulaceae. The record is from the annotation of a GenBank genome assembly.